This is a messenger RNA of Gallus gallus (chicken), 10392 nucleotides long. It is a transcript of the gene NAF1, whose product is annotated as nuclear assembly factor 1 ribonucleoprotein. The record is from RefSeq and is a predicted model, not a curated record. Gene Ontology annotation, biological process: pseudouridine synthesis; box H/ACA snoRNP assembly; ribosome biogenesis. Bases 18 to 1376 code for a protein of 452 amino acids. Gene Ontology annotation, cellular component: sno(s)RNA-containing ribonucleoprotein complex. Gene Ontology annotation, molecular function: RNA binding. NCBI's taxonomy places the organism in Eukaryota, Metazoa, Chordata, Aves, Galliformes, Phasianidae. The transcript is spliced from 8 exons.
GCACACGCCUCCCGCGCAUGCGCUCUGCCCCUCACCGGGCGCGUUUGGCCGUGGGACGGCCGGAAGCCGUGUGGGGCGCGGUGAUGGCGGCGCAGCAGCAGCAGGAGGUGGUGGUGCGGCUGCAGACCCUGACGGUGCAGCCCAACUCUGCCAGCGAAGCUCUGGGCGUGGAGGAGGAGCGGAAGUCGGCGAACUCUCCGACCCCCCCAGACGGUGAGAAGGGCGGCCCAGACCAGCCGCCCUCCGCCGAGGGAGCGCCCCCUUGCACGCCGCCCCCGGAGGCUCCCAGCGAGCCCCCUGCCGCCGCCUCGGACUCGGAAAGUGAUACAGAUUCAGAUAGUUCAUCAACUACAUCGUCCUCCUCAUGUUCUCCUUCAGCAGUAUCUGAUGAUGAUGAUCAUCCAAAUGAGAAGGAUAACAGAACAUACUGUGUUAGAACAAAAGAUGAGUUGCCCCUUGAUGAACUGCCUCCUGUUGAAGAUUUAACUGUAAUUCUGCCUGAUAAUGUUGAACUGAAGCUUUUUGGGACAGUUUCCAGUAUCAUUGAACAGCUAGUAAUAAUUGAAUCUCUGAGAGGCCUACCUCCAAUAAAUGAGGAAAGCAUAAUUUUUAAAGAAGAUCGGCAAGCAGCAGGAAAGGUAUUUGAGGUAUUUGGUCCUGUUCAACAUCCCUUUUAUGUGUUAAGAUUUAACAGCGCUGAACAUAUUAAAGCAAAAGGUAUUAAUGUGCAAGACAACAUGUACUUUGCUCCAUCAGUGGAGGACUUUACCCAGUACAUAUUUGCAGAGAAGCUACAACAGGAAAAAGGGUCAGAUGCAUCUUGGAAGAAUGACCAAGAACCACCACCUGAGGCCUUGGACUUCAGUGAUGAUGAAAAAGAAAGAGAGGCAAAACAAAAGAAGAAGAAGCCACAGAGUCAAGGAAGAAAGAAAGUCAAAACAGAUACAAAUGCAUCAAGUGAGUAUAAAGGACUUCAGCAAUCAGUGCAACAGCCUGCUUCAAGUUAUUCAAGGGGUUACCAUGACAGAAGAUUCUCUGGGGAUCCAUUUCCUUCUCCAUCAGGACCUUCAGGAUUUCCUAGACCACCCAUUAGACCACUCCAUCUAUACUCUUCAGACAGCAGGAUACAUCAGGAGUCUCCAGUGUUUCCACAACCUCACAGAAAAGAACAUCCAAUGAUGCAACAGUAUCCCUUUCCUCCUCCAGUUUUUGGUUCUGUUAAUGAGAUGCAUCAGUUUCACCUUCCGCCUUUAAAUCCAAAUAUGAUUUGGACAGGCCCAAAUGUGUACAACUCAUCGUAUCCAUUUUUGCCGCCUCCGCAGCCACCGCCUCCACCUCCUCCAGAUAGCCAUCCUUCUCAAUUCAGGCCUUACUAAGUUUCCAUAAACGUGCAUAGAAUGUUGCAGCUUAAGGGGAGGAAGAACAUGUUUGCUUGUUUUAGAGAUGGUUAUUUUUUUCUGCAAGAAUGAAACAAGAGCAGAGUUUAAUACUUUGUGGGAUGCCCACAAAAUAUUUUUUUCUAUGUUCUUUUUGUUUCAAAGAAGAAAACUGUAUAGUAAAAAAUAAUUGAUUAUCAAAUAAUGGUUUAUUUUUAUAAUUUCUACCACCUUAGGAUGCUAACAAAUAAACAUUUUUUGGAGACUGCCAUGUUCUGGUUGAAAUCUGUUCUGUAAUGAAUUGAAUUUUAUGUAACUAAUGUUUUGUGGUAAUCAGGGAUAUUUGGCAUAGUUGUUUUUAUUAGUCUUAGAUCAGUCAUACUGCUAUGCUGAACUAUCUCUUUAUUUUGGCAAAUUUUAAAAUUAUUUAUAUGGAAAAUAAAAAUCAGACCUGAUUUUUAAUCUAGAUCUAUCUUUUGUUUAUAUAAGUUAUAAAUGCCUGUUAUUCAACGUCUAAAACCUUGUUAAUUUCAUGUUAACUGAAAGAAUGCAGCUGGAUUGUAUGUUUUAAUUGGCUAGAGUAGCUAGAUCGGAGUUUGAACCAGGCACUAAAUUAGUUGGUCAGAUCUAGUGUCCUACAAUAGCUAUAGGAAGACAACACUGAAACCUAUUGACUAGGAAACUUUGAAAUGAAUAUUAGGAUGUAACUGCAUAGAGUGGGAAAAUUAAAGGCCAUGGUAAUUUCUGUAGGUUGUUCUUAUGCUUAUUGCAGAAAUGCUAAUGGAUGCAUAUAGGUUUUUGUCAGCCUUUUUAAGAAGGAAUCGUCAGACCUUAGAGAGACAGUAUAUCAUUUCAAAACCUCAUUGAUUGCAUUUUGGACACAAAAGGUAUGUGGCACUGGAUUGGCUAGGUUUUUCCAGAUUGCUUCUGGGAAGGGGUAUAAUUGUCAACCAGAGGCAACUUGGAACAAACUUCCUGGCCAAAGUUGCAGUUCUGCAGUUUCUUAGUUUACAAGGAAGUGGCACUGACUGACUAGAAUAGAGAACUUUGCUCUGCAUGAGGGGGGGCAGGAUCUUAAAGGUGGCUUUUUUCACAUUGAAAAUAUCAUUAAUAGUUAUAUAAUUGAACAGAGUGUUUAGACUUGUUUCUAUUCUCAGACUCUGGCCUCAUUAGGUUCUUUGGAUAAAUGUUUAAAGGCUAAUUAAGCUCUGCAGGUAUUGUUUUUAUCUCUAAAUCCAGAUAAGAAUGAAGCAAAACUCUCUCUUAUAGAUGAGGUACUGUCAUGUAAGGAGGCUGUUAAAUCUGAAAUUAAUUCAUAAUUUCUUUUACAUACCGAAAUAAGUUCUCUAAUAUUUUUUUCAUAGAUCUUCAGCAGAGAAGGCUGCAUAAAUCUCAAAUAUGGUUGAUAGUAAACAGAAGGAAAGUUAUAUAAUAUAGCAGCAUCAAAUUCUGUUUCAGAACAGAAUUUGGUAGUUCGGUUCUUGUGGAUUUUUUUUGUACUAAGACUGUCUAGUAUUCAUUUGUUGUAAAUGCAUACAUGUUGUGAGGGAUGGAGGAGGUGAAUUUCCGUCUCUAAAUUUUAACCCAAGUAUUGCUAUUGGGAGUGUCAGGUGUUAAGCUUUGUAUUGAGUUCUCAAUAUAGCUACAGGUUAUAUCAGGUUUGGUUUAUCUGAGAUUGAAUGAAUUCAGCUGGAGUUUUGUUUUUUUACUUUGUUUAGCUGUAAAAGCAAAUUGUUAAUGACUGGAUGGAAAUGCUUAAUAUUUUAUGUAAUCUUAAUUGUACAGUAUACACACAGUUUCAGUGUAGCUAGUAGCAACAAGUAUUUAUUUUGUGUAGAAUGGGGUAUUUAUACUAAUGGAGUACAGUUCUGGUGUUCUGGAAGGGGCCUUGAGAUGUGGUCUUGCAGAAUGCGGUAUUGGGGAGUACUUAAGAUAUUAACAGAGAGCACAGGCUGGCAGUGGAAAGCCAUGGAUUGCAAACUGCUCUUGAAGCAGUACAGUCUUGGCUCUGGACAAAAUCAGUUUGGAAGAGAGCAAACAUAUAUAACAUGAAAUAUACCAUGCUCAGCAAAAUUACAUCUUUGUGUAUGUGCAGACAGAUGAGAAAAGAGCAAUGUGUUAUGACUGCGUGAGCAAACUUAGAAGUGAUUCCAGGUGGAUGGUAGAUUGAAGAAGCCUUCAUCAUCAUAUAUGGGAUGCUGCUGACUUGCUGUAUACCAUUGGCCAAAACCAUCUGUCAGCCCUAAGAUCUAAAGAAGUAGUUGAGGAAAUGUAUGGUCAGGAAGAAGAGUGAGACAAUGGAAAGUAUGUGUGCACUAAUAUUAACUGUUACUACAAUAGAGAUUUUCUUUUUAAUGUAUAGUACUGUUCAUUUCUUUUUUCUGCAGUAAUUUGAUCUGGAUUAAUUUAAGCUGUUGAGAUUUCAGUUAUAUAAAGUUCAUCCUGUUUCCUCAUAAAGAUUUUGCAUGGAAAAAUACAUGCAUGUAUAAAAAGCUGUUACACGGUGUAGUAGAGUUUUGCUAUGCUUUAAGCUCAGUUUUUAGGGCUUGGAUAUCAUCUGCAGUACUGUUUUUUUGCAUGCAUGUGUGUUUGUUGAAACAAAUCUCAUGAGUGUUCUGUCACGCUGCAGGACCUUUGCUUGGAAUUCACUUUUAGUUCUUCAUGAUAAAAUUAUUUGAGAGCCAGGUACUGUCGCUGAGUUUGAAAUAUAUAAUGAAAUAUGUUGAAAUACUUUUUUGUAUCUAACCAGAUUUUUUUUUUUUUUUUUUUUUUGCUGUAGGGCUUUAAUGCUUGUAUGCAGCUUACAGUUACUAUUGCUAUUACAGACACACUAAGACAAAGGCUUAAAAUGUUUUCCUUCUGUCUGGCUAUUGAUGGCAUCCAGUCCUGAUUCUUAUUGGGAACUCACUGUAGUUUGUAAGAUAGCUGGUAAAUUUAUGAUAAAAUGCUGUGGUUUUUUGUUUGUUUGUUUUUUUCCAGUUUUGUUUUGUAGCUUCUCCUCCUCAAAUGUGAGUGGAGCACUGUCAACAUCAGAGAAGUUUUUUGUCCUGGGCAGUUUCAGUAGGUGCCGAAAGAAGUCUCAGUAACUGCUGGGCUUUGGGCUGUGAGGGGUCAGCUGCAAGUCUUUAAGUAAUGAUUUUUAGUAGGCCAGUACUUUUUGUUCUCUGUUUAUGACUAAUACCUGUUUUCAGAUUUAGCCUGGAGAGCUGCAAUAGAGUUGUGCCACUUCUGUAACGUUUUUUGUUAUUCCUUCAUAGGAUUUAAUGUGUCUUUGUGGGCUUCACUGUAUAGUGAAGGCUUAAAGCAUGGGUUUUGUGGAGAGCAGGAGACCAGAAAGUCAAGGAAAAGCAGAGGCUUAGGGAGAAAGUUGGAUGCAAUUACUCAAAAGGUUGAGAUUUAUAAAUAUAUAAAUAUGAGUAUGGGUGUGGUAAACUAUUGUACUGUAUAAGUGGCUGUAACUAUGGUAACAUGGGAAAAUGAGAAGUGGAAUCACAUAGCUGAUGAUAUUGCUCUUUAACUUGGAAAUCAACAUCAGUGUUUUGCUGGCUGUUAAAUCCAGUUUCAUCAACAGCUGGUGGAAAAGGGUCAGGCUUUUGCUGGAGGUGGACAGCAAAGGGAAAAAAACAAGUUCUUUGAAGGAAAGUAUUGAAAGGUGCUUUGGGCUGGGGGAGAACUCACAUUGCUGUUGGUUGCUCAGAGAGGUGGAAAAUCUACCGAUUUUCCAGGAGGGCUUCACAAAUUGACUUUGGGCAAGUGUACAAGGCAGCCUCCCUUGCAGUGGAGAGCUGAGCCAGAGGGAACUGAGAGGGCCCUUUCAGCCUAAGUUAUUCUUGCUGCAGUCAUUCUGGCAUUUUGUCCUCUUACUAGAGACGUUGUCCAUAAAUACUAAAAGGCAUGAGUAGUCCAACCUGAAUAUCUGGUGUUCAGGAUGGCUGGCUUUUCAUUUGUACGAUUGUACUGUUUCAUUAUCCUGCAGGUACUUAUAUCUAAAACAUCCAUGCUGUGCUGAAAGUUGGACUUGCUGUGGAAGAUAAUGACUGCUAUUUCACUGGAUGUAAGCUGAUUUGAAGAAUUGUUUCUUUAUUAGUUGUUUGGGAACUAAUGCUAAUGAGAGUCUCAGUUGCUGUCAUUUUCUCUUAGGGGGUAAAACAUUUUGUACUGUGUGAUUUAUUUUGAGAAUGGUGUAAUGAAUAACAGUACCUAAAAUGUUUUAUUUUAAACAAAAAAGAGAAUUAUUUUUUUAACAAGUGUUCUCUAAUACAGGGAUGUUUGCCAGAGGGAAGACCUUUAGAAUCAUGCUGGGUACUCAUAACAAUAUGAAUAAUAGUGUGACAUAGAUGAAAACUGUAAAUAAGCAGAUUUUUUUUUUUUUUGUAGGUAAUAUUUGGCUAUUUUCAGGUUCUACUUUUUAUUUCUUUGCAAGUUAAAGGUAUAGUCAGUUGUUUUUGUCUAGUAAAUUUAGUGAUGUAUGUAGUCUGCCUUGAAAGUAACAAGGAUUGCUGAAUAUGCACAGAACAAUUGGUCGUAGAGCUUACUGGGGUGGUAAGUGAACAUCUGGAAGACCCUGCCAAGGAUGAUUUGGCAAAUUAAUUAGUACUGUAGGCAUAGCACCAGACAUGUCCAGUGCAGCUUACUACUCAGGGUGAAUAUAUGAUUUCUGAAAGAACAAAUAAUGCUCUUUCUUUAUGUCAGUCACUUAAGUGUAUUUAAUAGUAUUGAAUGGUGAUGCAGAGUAGUACUCAUUUGCUGUAAAUUAAAUCUUUAGUAACUAUAGAAGAGUAUUAUUGUUGGUUUGUCUGUGAAUCUGACACAUUUUCCAGGUAAUGAUUAAACAGAAAUACUUCAUUAGAAUUUUCAGUGUGAUUUCUGAAGUCUAAAACAUAAAAUAAUAGUGCUUAAUGCCUGCCAUUAGCACAAACUCAGACACCUAUAUGCAGAGUCAGGGAACAAUCAGGUAGAUGUUCUGCCUCUAAACUGGGAAAUAAAAUGUGUUCUCUCUGGCUUUUCUGUGCCUGCCUGAGGAGUAAUCUGAGUACACCUUAUACAGGCAUAAAAUAAUAGGCUCUACCAAGUGCUGAAACUACUAUAGGGAGUGAUGAUUAUAGAGUAUCUACAUUUGUAUGUAGUAAGUCUGAAACACUGCAAUUUGCAUAGUGUUCUGAACAAGAAACCUUUGGCUGCUAGAUGCUGUGAAAAGUAGGAAAGGACAAACAUGGAGAUUUCUUGAUAUUGAGAACAAUCUGCUACUUAAUUUCAGACUAACUUUCCACUGAGGUCUGUUUCUGGAAGAAGUAAUGCGAGUAAGAUUUCCUUGAAAGAAAAGGAAAAUAUAAUUACCUUUAUUCAUUUAAUAACCUUUUUGUGAAUUUGGUAACUUUCAGCCUAUUCUGUGAGGAUUGUGUGAAUUUGAGGUCUGAAAUGAUUAAAUAUUUCUUUCAAGAUAGCACUGAAGAGUACACUUAGUGGUUUCAACCAAAUCCUGUAAUUGAACAUUUGACCAAAUUGAGGCUCUCUACAAUAUUCAGUUUAGAAGUGAAAAGUAUAUCCGGGCCGUAUGCCCCUAAAGACUUGUUUUUCUAUUGAAUUCCCUCAUUCCUUGGUUGGGCAUACUGUUAUACAGAACAACCUAAGUAUGAAAACGACCAGUUUUCUACGAAAUCAUGGUCAGUAUUUAUUUUUUGGUCAUGCUGUUUGUCGCGGCGCCUUUAUUUCCCAGACAUUUUUCUGUUUAUUUGCAAUGCUCGACAACCUUCAGCUUUACUUUGCCACGUGACAAUGUGUUUAGUCUUGGUUAAAGCAUCCUGUAAAGCAGACAGCACUUGAGUAUGCUUUUUUUUCUGCUUGACUCUUCACAACAUUUAAAUAUUUGCAACAUUUAUAUAUUUGUUACAGUUUUGCAAUUCUCUUUUUGGUCACUGGCUGCUUAUAUUUUCCCUUACAGGGUAUCUGGUGCGUAAAUCGUAUGUUCUCUUUCUCUUUACAGUAUUCUUAAUUUUGCUGUUAGUACAUUUCUGGCCCUGAAAUUGCUCAGCCUGUAAAGAUUUCCAUUUUCAGCAUAAGGUGAUUAUGUGAUGAUACUAGAGUGUGAGGUGGAAGUGAUUCCUCUACUCCAGAGGAAAAUGCAGCCUUGGGUAAGUUAUGUAGGUUAUUAUGCUCUUUUGUCUGUAAGUAGAGAAUUGUUUGCUAUUUGUUUCACUACUCCAAUCUGGUGAAAGAAGAAAGACUUGGGUGACCUUAGCAGGAAGGGGGUUAGCAUGACUCUCCAAAACUGAGUGGUUCUUGAUAUUAGAGACUAUAGCAUUUAAAUCAUUAACUUGUCGCCUUCAACUUAGGUGAAUCAACCGUUCCUUCUAAUAGAGAAGCAGGAGGGGGGGGGAAACAGUGAAAAGCUAUGGUAUUUGUCAAGUUUUAGUUUCAUAGGCAAAAUAUUUUGUAUUAAGUUCCAUCUUAGUGGUGUGUACAGUAUGAUGGAAGGUAAGCUAACCAUAGAGUAACUGCCCUUUAGCAAGAAGGUUAUUCUAGUCUUGUCACAAAUUAGGUCUGUGUCUCUUCUGCACGUUGCCUGGCUUGGAGAUUCCAUUCAAAUGGCAGAAUGGAUGUUUGGAAAACAUUAAAUGGUGGAUCUGGAGAGGAACUCAAUUUGUAUUUCAGGCAAGAACUCUCAGUGAGACACUAAAUACCUCUUUUCCCAUGCUACUGAAUCUAAACCAGGUAAACUAUUAAAGGUUCAUCUUUGUGCAUCUGUUUUAUUUUGUAAUCCUUUUUUGUUAUUUUUGCAGAUAAUUUGGUUAGUAAAGUUAUCUCUUGGUUACUACAACACCCCACGAUACUGAAUGUAACAUCAUUAUAGAUUCAACAAGCAAAAACAAAGGAACAACAAAAACUCAUCUCCACAGAAUGAAAUAUCUUCAGUAUCUUUUUUUAAACUCUGUACUGGUGUGACUAAACUAAUUCAUAGUUCUAGUUUGUGUAUUACUUGACAUUUACUUGUCAUUUAUGCUGUUGCAUUAAGAAAGCUGUUGAGUGUGAAAGAUGUGUGAGGCAAAACACUAGAGAGUAGAAAAGCUGAGUUAUUGCUGAUACUUCUUUGGUGCGCACUAUCUGAGGCCUGAGAAAAGCAAAUUAAGUCAGCUUAUACUUAAAGUAUAAGGGAUUUAGAUUUAUAUCUUCACUGAAGUUUAAUGGGGAAUAUGUUUAAAUCCCCUGACGUUCUUUUCCCAUGGUCCCAUAAUCUGCUUUGAGAGAGACUGACACAAAAAUAACUUCAAAUACUAGAAAAAUCAGAUGUUUUUCUAUUUGUUUUGUAAUGUCAAUAAAAUAAUAUUACUUGCAUUGAAUGCAGGUGCAAAUGAGACUUGAAAAUAUAGGACUUGUUGACAUACAGAAUAUUGAUUUGACUUCUCAAGGAAUUAAUUCCUUUUUGAAAAUUAGACUAAACUGAUUUACCUGUUUUCAUCAUUCAGUUACUAGGCAUCUUGGGGAUAGAUAUUAGAUCUUUUCAUGGUGCACUUCAGAGAUUGUAUAUUGCCAUGGCACAUUGUUAACUUCUAUGAUAUGAGCAAGAUUUGUGAGUCUUUAAUUAAAAAGCUACUUGAACUUCUUUCUUAGCAUCCUGUGGAUGAAGUUUCUGUCUCUAAAUACAUGCUUAAUCUUGUUAUUCAUUAAUUUUUGCAUGCUUUACUGUUCAGUGAUCAUUAUUAUAUUCAAGUGGACUUCUUUUUUUCACAAAAUAUGAUUAAUACCAAGUAAACCUAAGGGUAAAAUUAUUAUAGAUGCUUUAUGGUGCCAAGAGACUUGACAGUAAGAACUGUAACCUGAGUUUGCAAGGUAAGAAAAUUGUUUCAGACAUCUAAGAAGGUAAGAAAAUUGUUUCAGACACCUAAGUACUUCUGAGUGAAACUCUGUAGCACUGAUAGGAGAUGCUGAAACCUGAACAAGGUACUUUUGUAAACAUCAGUGCUAGGUGUGUACCUGUAGAGCUGCAGAUGUCUCAGUAUCAAACUGUUUUCCAACUUAGCAGCCAUAGCUGGAAAACAUUCUUUGCUUAUGUGUCGGAUUUCUAGGCCUAUUCUAGCAUUUUUAUUAAUCUUUAAAGUGGAAAAACUUAGGAGAGUGGCUGAGUUCCUAAAGGUGGCUAAUCACUAAUCCAGUUAAGUUGUGAUGCUUUGCUUCAGUCUCAGGAUAGAGAAUGUAAAUGAGUAAACAAAGAGUCAUGACUGGCUCCAAGGUAAUUGUAAUGUAAUAAAAAGAGACACGGAAGAUUGUUGAAGCUAUGCUUUAUGCUUGGUUUACAUACUAAUUUUCAGAAGUAACCUUGGGAAGCAGAUCCUUUUUUUUAUCAGGGACGACUUUUUGAUAGAGUUCAUCUUAUAUAUCUUCUAAUGUCUUCUGGUAAAAAGAAAUAAAUAAAUAAAAUAGUAUCAAUAUAAAGAAAUGUGUAUGUGAAUAUAUAAUAAUUAUCUAUAAUAUAUACACCUUGAAAGAGUAAAAACAAUGUUUUCCCCAAGCAAGUGACUAGAUAGAGGGAUCAAUGCUUCUCUUGCUUGAGUAACUUCCCUAGGUGGCUCAUCUGUUGAUGUGAUGUACCUUCACAGUGGGGCCUUGCUCUCAUAUGGGAGCUGACUGCUUGCCUUUUCAUUAAGUUUUUUUUUUUUGUAUUUGGGUAUGGUGUUACAAGCAGUUAAUUGGGGAAAAAAUGUACUGAAAAGUUGGCUGUGGCCUAUCCAUACAUUCCUGUUUUUUUUUUUUUUUCUGUGGAUAAGACUUCUCUCUUUCUGGUUUUAUGAUUCAGCUGAAGAGCAUAUCUACCCAUAAGAGAAGAUCAAGGAGAUUUCAAUCAUAGUGGAGCCUACCAUACUGUCUUGGAAGUUAUUAACAUCUUGAAUUUCUUAACAUCCACGUGUCUUUCAAGCUUCAAUUUCAUUGUGGAGUAUGUGUGCAUGCGUAAUUAUGUAUUUUGUGUUUAUCAGCCCCAUCAAACUGUCAACAAUUUAAAAAUAAAAAUCUGGAACAUCAA